Pezoporus occidentalis (night parrot) is the source of this 1766-nucleotide messenger RNA. RefSeq names its product G protein-coupled receptor 68 (gene GPR68). Gene Ontology annotation, molecular function: G protein-coupled receptor activity. The record is from RefSeq and is a predicted model, not a curated record. NCBI's taxonomy places the organism in Eukaryota, Metazoa, Chordata, Aves, Psittaciformes, Psittacidae. Gene Ontology annotation, cellular component: membrane. Gene Ontology annotation, biological process: G protein-coupled receptor signaling pathway; cellular response to pH. Bases 95 to 1171 code for a protein of 358 amino acids. The transcript has a single exon.
GGAAGAAGUAAGUGACGUAUUAAACCAGAUGAAAUUAAAUUUUACAUCUAUUCACUCAGAAUCCUGAUGAGUUAUCCACAGGAAGAGGUAGAAGAUGGUGAAUUUCACAGAGAAUGCAACUGAGAAGUGCACUAUUAAUCAUGAUAUCCACCAGAUGUUAUCUCCUGUGGUGUACAUAUUUGUAUUCAUAGUAGGCUUGCCAGCUAACUGCCUGUCACUCUACUAUGGGUAUUUACAGAUCAAGGCUAAAAAUGAAUUGGGUAUCUACCUUUGCAAUUUGACCAUCGCAGACCUGCUCUACAUAUUUUCUUUGCCUUUUUGGCUUCAGUAUGUUCUACAGCAUGACAAUUGGACCUAUGAUGAGCUGCUGUGCAAGAUUUGCGGCAUCAUCUUGUAUGAGAAUAUCUAUAUCAGUGUUGGCUUCCUCUGUUGCAUCUCCAUUGACCGCUAUCUCGCAGUAGUGCACCCUUUUCGGUUUCAGCAGUUUCGGACAAUUAAGGCUGCUGUGAUUGUGAGCAUCAUUAUCUGGACCAAGGAAAUCAUGACAUGCUGCUUUGUCUUUACACAUGGGGAGGUCAGUAUGGAUGCUGAUAGCCAUGUGGUGUGCUUUGAGCAUUACCCCAUCAAAGAAUGGGAGCAUAAUGUCAAUUACUACCGCUUCUCUGCUGGCUUCCUUUUCCCCUUCUUCCUGCUGGCCUUCUCUUACUGUGGGAUUUUACGAGUUGUCCACAAGAGUCCCGGAACUCAAAAGAAAAAGAAAAUCCAAAUUAAACGCCUGGUUUCAAGCACUGUUUUCAUUUUUUUAGUUUGCUUUGGACCAUACCACAUCCUCCUUGUGGUUCGAAGUUUGCUGGAGAACAGCUGCUCAUUUGCUGAGAAAAUAUUCAAUAUUUACCAUGUUUCCCUCCUGUUGACUACUUUUAACUGUAUUGCUGAUCCAGUAUUGUACUGUUUUUCCAGUGAAAGCACUUACCAGAACUUUGCCAAGAUGCGAGACUCGUGUUUAACAUGUUUAGGGUAUCUGAAGCCUGAGGCAAAGGAAUCCUAUCAAUUGAACACUUCAGAACCUCCCAACAGGCUACAGCAUGAGCAACGGCCAGGGUUAUUACAAGUAUCAUCUGAUGGUGCUGAAAUCAGGGACUCCUCCACAACUAACAUGGGCAGCCUAUAGCAGUCAUCAAAAAAGAACAUUAAUCUAAAAUUUGCAUCUAUGGCCAUGUGAGUGUAUCCAUCUGAGUCAUCCAUGUACUACAGUGUUACCUCCCAGAGGCUUAUUAGAAAUGCAGUACAGCAAGGUUGUUUCUGGAUAUGCCUAGGCCUUGGCAAUAGUGAGGAAAGCACGCACUGGGUCAGUUCAGUUCCAGUCAUGUUUUUGUUGUCCUUGUGGCACCACUCAAAAACUGUUGUUCUGAUGACUCCAUUGACUGGAAUAAGCUAGUACUCAUGGUAUGUGUUCUGUUGAAUUUGUCUUUAGCUGCUUUCUGUUUGCCCUUGCAGCAUCUAGAGAAAAUAAUUCUCUAUAAGCUGUCAUUGUAUGUUGAGAAGGCUGGAGACAGAACAAAUUAAAUGUCCCCAUACGUACUUUUAAAAAGAAAAAAAAAAGUAUUUCUGUAACUCUGAAAUAACUUCUCCUUCAGCUGGUUGUGAGGCCUGCAAAGACUGUGCCAGAAGCAGCCUCCUAAACUUGCCAGUCUAAUAAUAUGAGAUGUUCUGGGAGAAGACGCCCCGCAUCUGUUGAGUCCUUUAGUCUGUUGGUUGACUGUUGA